CACAGUGUUAAAGGGAAGGUGGUGAUUGAUGCAUUCCGAUUGAUCAACCCACAAACCAUGAUGCUUGGCCAAGAACCAUGGCAAACAACAUCUAACGUUGGGCAUCUUAAUAAGCCUUCCAUUCAAGCAUUGAUCCAUGGGCUGAACAGACAUUAUUACUCAAUAGCAAUUAACUACAGGAAGAAUGAACUUGAGGAAAAAUUGCUAUUGAAUUUGCACAAGAAGAAGUUGACAGAUGGAUUGACACUUGGUCGCUUUGAUACCCAUUCCAAAACGAAUGAACAGACUGUUCAGGUGAGUGAAGUUCUUCUGGAUAUUUCAUAUUAGUGAUUGUGUAGAUAUCACAUAAAUGUGUUUGAAUUGCUGACAUGCCUCCACCCUGUAAAAAUAAAGAUAUUAUAAGAAAAUUUUUUUUUCCUAGUUACACUAAGUCAUGUCACAGAAAAUUUGUUGUAUGUAUGGCAUAAUCUGUUUAUGGUCAAAAUUAGUACUUAUGGUGUUUACUUUUACUGAAUGAGUUUGGAUGGUUUUGAACGGUUUAAUCUCUAAACGGUUUUAAAUAUUAACUUGAGCCGUUUUCAUUACUGGGUACCAGUCCGGUUUUCAAAACAUUGGUUGAAAGUAGCCACACAUUCACAGAACAGGAGUCUCUCCUUGAUUAAAGAAAGAAGCCAACCGUUUGACCAUAUUAUUGGCCUUGGCAGAACUGGGCUCAAAGAUACGGAAGACAUAAUCCUCCCCUCCUAUCUCCAUCAGCUCCACCGUUCCCGGCCAGUUGCUCCCCGCCAAUUUCUCAUGGUAAAGCUUCCCUUUGUCCUUCAAUAUAUCCUUUGGCACCAC
This is a messenger RNA of Rubroshorea leprosula, 840 nucleotides long. Lineage: Eukaryota; Viridiplantae; Streptophyta; Magnoliopsida; Malvales; Dipterocarpaceae. The record is from the annotation of a GenBank genome assembly.